AUGAGUUCAAAUUUUAAUACAGUUAAAAAUGAUUUCAAUAUUUUUUAUAUAUUUAUUAAUAGGCUGGGAGAUAUCAAAGGUUGGUCAUCAAAUAAGAGUAUUAUUUAUUAUUUUUCUAAGCCAAACUCUAGAAGGGCAUGAAAAGUAUUGAAAAUCAAUCUAUUUCAAAAAAACAUAAGGAAGGUUCAUUUAUAAUUUAAAUUUUGAAAUUUGCUUUCAAAAAAGAUAAGUUUCAAAAAUACAUUGUUUAGAAUCUUCUUAGCAGAUUGUCCAAAAGCUAUAAAUGGAUAAUCUGA
This is a messenger RNA of Paramecium pentaurelia, 296 nucleotides long. The record is from the annotation of a GenBank genome assembly. Lineage: Eukaryota; Ciliophora; Oligohymenophorea; Peniculida; Parameciidae.